Molecule: messenger RNA, 1032 nt
Organism: Leguminivora glycinivorella
Lineage: Eukaryota; Metazoa; Arthropoda; Insecta; Lepidoptera; Tortricidae
Product: actin-1-like
Exons: 6
Coding region: 191-1015 (274 amino acids)
Source: RefSeq, a predicted model, not a curated record
AUAGAUUUGAUGAAAUAGCAUAUGCUUAAUUUCGUUAUUAAAAUUACUACUUACUUUUACGUAUGUACCCGAACAUCUAAACAUACAAUAAUAUACCGACCAUCAUGCCCAGGAUUGGGAUGAACUGGAGAAGCUGUUGCACCACACAUUCUACAAGGAGCUACUGGUGGCUCCAGAGGAGACGAAAGUCAUGUACGCGUUACACCCACUCACACCAGGCAAGGACAAGGAACAGAUGGCAGAACUGCUCUUCGAGACGUUUAUAGUUGACGAAAUAUACUUGGCCCAGAGUCCAGCUCUGGUUACACUGGCGAGUGGACGAACCACUGGCUUGGUCUGGGAGAACGGUUACUCGUGCUGCUACACCGCUCCUGUUUUUGAAGGGUUUCCUCUAAAGCACUCGAUAGUGACAUCUCAACUGACAGCUCAUGCUGUCACCGGCUUUCUGCUUGAGCUGAUGAAGAAAAUUGGUUAUUCCUUCACUACACCAAUUGAGAUUGAUCUCGCUGAGAAGAUUAAGGCAAGCACCUGCUACGUAGCCACAGAUCUAGAAGCCAUCCAAGCCUCUAAAAUGUCUGGUGGCGACACAAAACUCCGCUACCAGCUCCCAGACGGGCAACACAUCAUUUUGGACGACGAAAGAUUCUUGUGCCCCGAAGUGCUGUUCAGACCUUCCCUGCAAGGGUUGGACUGUCCCAGCAUAGUUGAUGAUGUAAUCAAGUGCAUCAGCCGAUGUGAUAUCGAUUACCAGCCUUUGUUCUACGAUAAUAUUGUAUUAUCAGGUGGCGGCAGUCAGCUGACCGGGUUAGAUAAGCGUCUACAUCAAGACCUCUCGUUGAGAGUUCUGGAUCAGCCAAACUUAAGGGUAACAGUAGACGCCAUGGAGUCCCGACAGCACGCCACGUGGCGCGGCGGGUCCGUGCUGGCGUCCAUGCACGCCGUGAAGGGUUGCUACCUCACCAAGCAGGAGCACGAUGACGCGGGCGCCGGGAGGGUUAGACAGAAGUUUUACUGAAUACACCCUUCAAUGUU